Haemonchus placei is the source of this 258-nucleotide messenger RNA. The record is from the annotation of a GenBank genome assembly. NCBI's taxonomy places the organism in Eukaryota, Metazoa, Nematoda, Chromadorea, Rhabditida, Trichostrongylidae.
UCACAGUUGAAAUUUCCACUGAAAGAGAGAUCCGUCGGUGACUCCAGCAGUAAUCAAGUGCUUUUCUUCGGUAAAAGUGACGGAGGAGACGGCGUAGCUAUGGCCGGCGAGAGCGAACCCUGCCUGGAACGAAUGUGCUACUUAGCGCAAGCUAUCAAAAGGUGCCAUGUAAGAAGUUUUUUCCCCUCUCAAUACAUCGUUUACAUGAAAUGCAGUUAUAUUUCGCAGUCAAAGAGUAGUACAAACCGCUGUGCUUAG